CUCUCUCCCGUCUCUCUCUCUCUCGCGCGCGCUCUCCCCUUUCUCUCUCUCUCUCUGUCGGCAAUUCACAAUCAGGAGGGAGGGGGAGAGAGAGAGACAGCAAGAGCGCACUGCUGUGCACCGGCGCUCCCACGCCCCUUCCUCGUGACUCUCCCGCUCCUCCGUUGGUUCGUUCAUCCAACCCCCUGGCAUUCGAAAGUCGGGAAGCGACGGACGGCACGGACUGAAGGACCGAGAGGGGGUUUCGCGUCCUCGAAGUGGAAGGAGGCGCGAUCGUCCAGACGUGAGCGCAGAUCCAAUCCACGUUUGGAGGAGGGUGCGCGUCUCCCACCACCACCACCACCGCUGCCGGCGGGGUCAUCCUCGUCACUUCAUCUGCAUAUCUCUGGGGGACAUGCCGAACGCAUCAGAAGCCACCACGCUCCGAGCCAAUGACAACAGCCAGCCUGACCCUUUCCAGAACAUUCUGAACCCACGCGGCACCACCAUCACCACCACCACCUCCUCCUCCUCCACCCUCGCUCUCUAAGGAAUGCGCCAGCCAACGAGAAGGGUUCCCUCAAGCCUCCCAGGUUCUGGAUAAAGUAAACCCCUGCUGCUCCUGCUGCUCCUGCUGCCAGCCUCUCCACGCUCUUAGCAGCAGUAGCAGCACGCAUCCUCACUCGCCUUCUGCAAGGAUGCACGUCCCGCCCAGCCGAUGCAACAGGACGAGUCCUUGGCUCUCCUUCCACUGCGCGAGGUCUCCUCUGCUGGGCGCAAGACCCGCCGCGACUCCGAUGGCGACGCCGCUCCUCCUCCUCUUCCUUCUCCUGCUGCCGCCGCUGCCUGUGAGCGUGGCCCAGGACCGAGCCACGCACUCGCACUCCAUCCGCAUCGAAGGCGACAUCACCCUGGGCGGUCUCUUCCCCGUGCACUCGAAGGGCCCCGCCGGAGUGGCGUGCGGCGAGAUCAAGAAAGAGAAGGGCAUCCACCGCAUGGAGGCGAUGCUCUACGCUCUCGACAAGAUCAAUAGCGACCCCGACCUGCUGCCCAACAUCACGCUCGGCGCGCGGAUCCUGGACACGUGCUCGCGGGACACGUACGCGCUGGAGCAGUCGCUCACGUUCGUGCAGGCGCUCAUCGAGAAGGACACGUCGGACGUGCGCUGUCAGAACGGGGAGGCUCCCGUGUUCACAAAACCCGAGAGAAUCGUCGGAGUCAUCGGCGCCUCGGGCAGCUCCGUGUCCAUCAUGGUGGCCAACAUCCUGCGUCUCUUCCAGAUCCCGCAGAUCAGCUACGCGUCGACGGCGCCCGAGCUGAGCGACAACAACCGCUACGACUACUUCUCGCGCGUCGUGCCGCCCGACUCCUACCAAGCGCAGACCAUGGUCGACGUGGUGAAGGCGCUGGGCUGGAACUACGUGUCGACGCUUGCCUCCGAGGGCAACUACGGCGAGAGCGGUGUCGAGGCGUUCAUCCACUCGUCACGCGAGACGGGCGGGGUGUGCAUCGCGCAGUCACUCAAGAUCCCACGCGAACCGAGGCCCGGCGAGUACGAGAAGAUCAUCAAGCGUCUGCUCGACACGUCCACAGCGCGUGUCGUCAUCAUGUUCGCCAACGAAGACGACAUCCAUCGAGUACUGGAAGCUGCCAAGAAGGCGAACCAGACGGGCCACUUCAUCUGGAUCGGUUCGGACAGCUGGGGCUCAAAGAUCGCUCCCAUCUUCCAACAGGAAGACGUGGCCGAGGGAGCCGUCACCAUCCUACCGAAGAGGGCGCGCGUCGAAGGCUUCGACAAGUUCUUCAUGGAGAGAAGACUCGAGAACAACCGGAGGGACGUGUGGUUCGCGGAAUUCUGGGAGGAGAACUUCCAGUGCAAGCUGGGCAAGCCAAGCACGCAACGCGACAGCAACAGCAAGAAGUGCACAGGCGAGGAGCGGAUUGGCGUGAACGCGACGUACGAGCAGGAGGGCAAGGUGCAGUUCGUGAUCGACGCGGUGUACUCGAUGGCGCACGCACUGCACAGCAUGCACCUGGAUCUGUGCCCCGAGUACGUGGGGCUGUGCCCACGCAUGGACCCCGUCAACGGGCGCGAGCUGCUCAACUACAUCCGCAGGGUCAACUUCACCGUUCCUGAUGGAAGCGCUCCUACGAGGAGGCGUUCUGGGGAUCCCCUCUUUGAUUUGGACGCCACCACAGCCUCUCUCUUCGUGACUAAGCCUUGCUCGUGAAAUGUCACCGUG
Lethenteron reissneri (Far Eastern brook lamprey) is the source of this 2222-nucleotide messenger RNA. Its product is annotated as metabotropic glutamate receptor 8-like. Lineage: Eukaryota; Metazoa; Chordata; Hyperoartia; Petromyzontiformes; Petromyzontidae. The record is from RefSeq and is a predicted model, not a curated record. Gene Ontology annotation, biological process: G protein-coupled receptor signaling pathway. Gene Ontology annotation, molecular function: G protein-coupled receptor activity. Gene Ontology annotation, cellular component: membrane.